AUGGUUCUCAAGCUAAUAUCAGCCACACCUUCACCUUACGCUCGUAAGGUACGCAUUGCGCUACAUGAGAAAGGGAUUCCCUUUGAACUAGUGACCGAAGUACCCUGGGACAACACUACAGAGACUCCUCAACACAACCCUCUGGAGAAGCUGCCAGUCUUGUUUGACACCGAAGAUCUCGACAAUGCUGUCUAUGAGUCACAUUUCAUCCUGGACUGGAUCGAAUAUAAGUAUCCGUCACCUGAGUAUUUAGGUCUCAUGCCCGAAACUAAAGAGAACGAACUCUUUGCCAAGAAAGUCCAGGUCAUCGCCGAUGGCAUCUGCGAUGCAUGUGUAUUGAUGUUCUUCGAAAAGCAGCGCUCAUCGCCCAGUCAGGAAUGGACUUCGCGCCAACGACGAAAGGUUGAUGGUGGCCUCAACCAGCUUGCUGCUUGGGCUGCCGACCGUGAAUUCCUUGUUGAGGACAAAUUCACUCUCGCUGACAUUGCAGCGGGCUCUGUUCUUGGAUAUCUUCGUGUCCGUUUUCAAGAUCAUCCGUGGCAGCAGGACUAUCCCAAUCUCAAGCAAUAUAGUGAUAGGCUUGAGGCGAGGGAGUCUUUCAAGACGACUGUCCCGACGCCACAGACCAUCAAGGACAGAAUAGUAUGA
Molecule: messenger RNA, 648 nt
Organism: Exophiala bonariae
Lineage: Eukaryota; Fungi; Ascomycota; Eurotiomycetes; Chaetothyriales; Herpotrichiellaceae
Exons: 3
Coding region: 1-648 (215 amino acids)
Source: RefSeq, a predicted model, not a curated record